This is a messenger RNA of Planococcus citri (citrus mealybug), 769 nucleotides long. RefSeq lists its product as uncharacterized. NCBI's taxonomy places the organism in Eukaryota, Metazoa, Arthropoda, Insecta, Hemiptera, Pseudococcidae. The transcript has 2 exons. Bases 97 to 696 code for a protein of 199 amino acids. The record is from RefSeq and is a predicted model, not a curated record.
GUCAUUAAAAAUCCCCACACCUGCUGUAAAAAAGCUCAAUAUAAGAAGUUUUCAAAGCCCAUUUUUUUGACACAGUUUCAAAAACUUAUCAACAACAUGAAAUUCCUAUUCCACGUUCUUUUUAUUUCGCUCAUCUCGAUGUACUGUUGUAGCGCUAAGUGCAAGUUUGGUGAAAUCAAUUAUAAAGAAGAAAAUGAUGAAGAGGUUGUGUUGAAGCAUUACUUAUCUCAUAAACUAUCAUUUAGUAAUGUUUGGAAUAACAUCUUACGAGGCAGAUUCAUCGAUCCCGUCACAAAUUUAUUAACCUCGGAUAAACAAAGCCUAUGUGAAUGCGUAUACGAAAAAGCAUACGGAGGUGAAGCCGAACCACACACCUUGGACGAGCAGAAAGCUCAACUUUCACAACGUAAACUUCGACAGAUAUUCAAAAAAGAUGGCACAGCGACUCAAAAACUUGAACUGGUGGUGAAAUGUGAAGUAGACAAAAAGACAUUCUUUUUGUCGCAAGGAUACCAGUCCUACGAAGAUCGCAAUGUUCACGAUGUCUACGCUUACGAACUGAACGAUAAAAAUCAGAUGCAGUUCAAAGGAAUGGUUGAAAAAUUAAAUUUUUCUGAUAUCGAUAAGCAUCCUUUGUAUAAUAAGUUCGUCUAUCAUUUCAUGAACGCUAAUUUAGCCGAUAAGCAUGAAUCGUAAGAUAGAAAUAAAUUUCAUUUUUUUAAAAAUUGAUUUUAUCUAAGUGAGUAAAAUAAUAGAAUUUGAACGUAUA